Pyrenophora tritici-repentis Pt-1C-BFP is the source of this 1824-nucleotide messenger RNA. RefSeq lists its product as uncharacterized. The record is from RefSeq and is a predicted model, not a curated record. Lineage: Eukaryota; Fungi; Ascomycota; Dothideomycetes; Pleosporales; Pleosporaceae.
AUGGCGGAAACGGACGACUUCGACUUCCAACUCGAAUUCCUCCAGCCGGUCCUCCGUGAAGAUCGCCAACAGUUUACCCAGAGAACAUGUCCGUCAUGUUAUCUUCGGGACCUCAACAGCCUUGCCCGGACAAAUCGUGUCUGGCACAAGGCUGCAAACACAGCAAUGUACACCAAGCCUUUAGUCUUCACCAAUAAAGAGCAUGGGAAGCUUCCGAAGCUCAAUAUCAAGGGGACCAGCAGACUCAAGUUGCUACGAAAGACUCUUCGCGACAACUUGGGAUUGGGUCGUAGAGUCCGGGAACUGCACCUAGUUGACUUUCAAGCGCUCUAUCUAAACGCCAGCAUCGAGCGAGAAGAGAUUGCAAACUCGGUAGCUUCGUUGGUCAUGGCUUGCCCAAGCCUGGAACGUCUCGUCGGUUUCCACGCUCCAUUUGCACAUGGUUUCGAUCGAUUAUCGUAUGCGCUAUCGACACGAACGUGCCUCAAGGAGCGAGUGUGGAUGUUGACUGAUAGAGAGGACGAAUUUGGAGAGGACGACGAGUUGACGAGCGGGCAUUACAUACGCGAAUGUGAUCCAACAGAACGUUUCCUAGAUUUGAACUCAAAACACCGUUUCCUAUCUACCCUGAUCCUGGAUCAGGAACCAGAACCGUCAUCGACACCUCUAAACUAUCGCGCGGUCGUCGGCACUUUCAAAGGAUUCCCGUAUCUGCGCCACCUGUCAGUCUCUGGACUUUCAGAGACUUCAUUUACUAAUUUGGCCUUGAAUGCUAUACCGGACAACCUGCAGUCUCUUCGGUUAGAGGAUCUUCCUGGUGUAACUGAGAAGGGAAUCCAGCGCUUUGCUGCUUCACCACAAGCAAUCUCGAUCCGGAAGCUGACGCUCAUGGACAUGAACAUCACCAACCUGGCAACAAUAGCGAGUAUCCUAUCUCCUCACUUUGCCAGCCUUCAGCGCUUCACGCUUGUCCAGGAUGCACCGCCCAUGCUUGAUGGAGCCAGGACAAUGCCCAAGUUCCGCUCGCAUUCGCUUCGAUACAUCCACUGGGAAUUGCGCUCCGAGGCCAGUCCGCUACCUGCACUGACUUUGCCUACCUCGGUAGACUCCUCGUGUUCCUUUGCAAUUUCAGAACCAAUGUGCUGCACCGCCACGUCCAUUCUCGCAGACGCCAUCAAAAACCGUGCUCUUCCAUCACUCCGUCGCAUUCGGAUACCACACGACCCACAAGGCAUCAUCCAAUCACUUUGCAAACCCCUUGCAACAGCACUACUUCCGUCUGAUACUUCCAAGUUUGCAAACGCACUCCGCCCUUCUCCCACAAACCAAUAUUCGAUGCAGCUUGACGAGCCCAACACACCCAAUACACCCAGAACAAAACACUUUUCUUACUCCGUCAUGUCUACACUCCGAGUAGAUUCAAAGUCCAACUCGCCCACUUCACCCGCCUUUUCACCUAAUGCCACGGAGUUCGCCCUUACCCCGCUUCGAUCGCGCCUCGCUGCACAGUCUCGUAUACUCAUUGCAAGGAAGGAGGCUGCAAUGACAUUUCGCAUCUUCGACCCUGAGGGUAAAAAGAGAUUGGACAAGACUGUUGGGGAUUAUGUUGGCAGCGUGAGCAGCAAGAUUUCCUACCAUUUAAAGCCCGACGACGGUCUGUCCGAGCAGAGUGAAUGGAUCACGGGGAUUGACGACUUGCUAUACGGUGACCGGGUCCAGGAUGCGGCCGGUGAACAAGCUCCAGUGCGGAUCCGAGGCCCAUGUGGACACAUUUUCGACGGCGGGAUGCGGAGAGGCCGCAUAACAGUUAAGAGCCUAUUCUAA